Molecule: messenger RNA, 1357 nt
Organism: Acanthaster planci (crown-of-thorns starfish)
Lineage: Eukaryota; Metazoa; Echinodermata; Asteroidea; Valvatida; Acanthasteridae
Product: adenosine receptor A2b-like
Biological process (GO): adenylate cyclase-activating adrenergic receptor signaling pathway; positive regulation of MAPK cascade
Cellular component (GO): plasma membrane
Molecular function (GO): G protein-coupled receptor activity
Source: RefSeq, a predicted model, not a curated record
GCACGGGGCAGCACGAAUAUCGCUUAUGCAACAAACGUGGCCGUUUGGUAGAUUGAAAUAUUCUGAAACCAUCUAUUGUGGGAACGACAGUCGUGAAUACCUCGAAAUGGAGACGGAAUGCGUUUAUACGACAGUGCGUCUUGACGAGAGGGCUAUGCCCUGCGGUGUAUCUACUGCGAACUCGGAGAUCCUGUCUGUACAGAAUCACACUCUGUCAGGUUCCACUGAAGACGACCCUGAUCUUACCUUCUUCGUGGUGUACGUCUUUGCGAUAUUGUUGCCUCUGUCGCUCUUCAUUGUCACCGGGAAUAGUGUGGUUGUUUUCGCCGUCUGUAAUUCCAACGCGUCAGUGGUACUACAGAAGGCCACCAACAUGUUUGUCGUGAGCCUAGCCGUGUCGGAUUGCCUGGUAGGCGUCUCACUCGUACCCGUGUUCUACCUCGGCAUCUUCAUCGACAGCCUGAAGUCCAGUUUCUACGUCUGCUUGGUCAUUACGUCUUUCCUGCACGUGUCGUGCGGAAUCUCCAUGUUGCACGUGCUGGGCAUCGCGGGCGACCGUUUCGUGGCCGUCAUGUACCCGCUGUUGUACCACAGUCACAUGACCCAGCGUCGGACUACCAUUGCAGUUGCUCUGACCUGGUGCCUAGCUAUCGGCGUGGGGCUGACGCCAUACUUGGGCUGGAGGAAACCAGCACGCAAACUGGAGUUCUGCUACAUCGACCAGGUGCUUCCUUUCAGCUAUGUCUUGUUCUCGUUCAUUUUGACGUUUGCUGUUCCGCUCUUUGCGAUGGCGGUCAUAUACACAAAGAUCACGCUGGCGGCUCGACGGCACGUUCGACGCAUCGCAGCGCUUUCAGCUGCACCGGUGAGCCGGUCCGUUGAGUCUGCGUCUCGAAAGGGAGAUGGCCAAAGCAGUGUAGUGGUCAAAUCGCAGAAGAUUUUCUCCGUUGGGGACAUGAAGGCCAUCACGACGACGGCCAUCGUGGUGGGUGUUUUUGUCCUGUGUUGGUUGCCCGCCUACGUCUUCAACUUUGUCAUGCACCACCGCAACUCCGUCAGGCCGGCUGGUUCGGAGUUGCUUCGCUCACCCUUAGUCGAAGCAGCUCUCAACACACUGGCCUUCAGCAAUUCCGCCGUCAACCCUAUCAUAUACGCCUAUCGCUACAAGGAGUUCCGACGGGGAAUCAGGAAGGUGUUGGCAAGAUUCUGCCGUCGGGUUUGCUUCAGUGUCUGCGCGAUAACCGUCGAUUCGAGACAGAAAAGACAACCCACAGUGAUCAACUUGGAACAAAUAACCGUCAACCCGUCGUCGGAGACGAUCGGACACAGACAAAACUCUGGAUACGCGUUCUCGUAA